AUGGACUCAGACAUCGCUGCCACUACCCCCGAAGUCGCCGCAGCGAUCAACUUCCUCGAGCAAUACAGAGACCUCACCGUGCAAGAAUUCCUAGACAAGUUCUUCGACGAAGUGUGUUGUCAAACACAAGAAAAGAGCCGAGAAUUGAUGAGGAAGUUUGGCAGUGUCAGUGAAGAGUCAAAGGAGAACUCACCCAACCCGCCAAACGAACGUAGCUAG
This is a messenger RNA of Gregarina niphandrodes, 219 nucleotides long. RefSeq lists its product as hypothetical. The record is from RefSeq and is a predicted model, not a curated record. NCBI's taxonomy places the organism in Eukaryota, Apicomplexa, Conoidasida, Eugregarinorida, Gregarinidae. The coding region runs from base 1 to 219 and encodes 72 amino acids. The transcript is spliced from 2 exons.